CGCUUCGACAGAUCCCUCAUCCCUUUUUCCUCUUCGCGCGCACCGGGUCUCUGUCUCUGCCCCCAAGCCUUUUUUCCUCACCAUCCUGAUGGCGCCCAAGGCCGAGAAGAAGCCUGCAGAGAAGAAGCCCGCCGCCGAGAAGCCGGCGGAGGAGAAGGAGAAGAAGACGGUCGCCGAGAAGAAGCCCAAGGCCGAGAAGCGGCUGCCGUCCAAGGAGGGGGCAGCCGGCGACAAGAAGAAGAAGAAGAAGGUGAAGAAGAGCAGCGAGACCUACAAGAUAUACAUCUUCAAGGUCCUGAAGCAGGUCCACCCGGACAUCGGGGUCUCGAGCAAGGCGAUGGGCAUCAUGAACUCCUUCAUCAACGACAUCUUCGAGAAGCUCGCCCAGGAGGCGUCCAGGCUUGCCCGCUACAACAAGAAGCCUACCAUUACCUCCCGGGAGAUUCAGACCUCUGUCCGCCUCGUCCUCCCCGGCGAGCUUGCGAAGCACGCCGUCUCGGAGGGCACCAAAGCCGUCACCAAGUUCACUAGCUCGUAGAUCUAGAAUUUUUUUGCUUUUUGCCCCUUUUCUGUAUAAUUUCUAGCUUUCUUUAAGGACUUCUCAUCUUUUCCGAUGUGUUUUCUAUAGCUGUAGAAAAGAAUCGUUUUGAAUGGUAAUAGUUUGAGCAGCUCUUAUGGGAUAAAA
Molecule: messenger RNA, 685 nt
Organism: Phoenix dactylifera (date palm)
Lineage: Eukaryota; Viridiplantae; Streptophyta; Magnoliopsida; Arecales; Arecaceae
Product: histone H2B.1-like
Cellular component (GO): nucleosome
Molecular function (GO): DNA binding; protein heterodimerization activity; structural constituent of chromatin
Source: RefSeq, a predicted model, not a curated record